This is a messenger RNA of Aspergillus homomorphus CBS 101889, 4199 nucleotides long. RefSeq names its product ion-transporting P-type ATPase SPF1. Lineage: Eukaryota; Fungi; Ascomycota; Eurotiomycetes; Eurotiales; Aspergillaceae. Gene Ontology annotation, molecular function: ATP hydrolysis activity; ATP binding; P-type ion transporter activity. Gene Ontology annotation, cellular component: endoplasmic reticulum membrane. Gene Ontology annotation, biological process: intracellular calcium ion homeostasis. Bases 175 to 4056 code for a protein of 1293 amino acids. The record is from RefSeq and is a predicted model, not a curated record. The transcript is spliced from 4 exons.
GUGGCUUCUUCGUGCUUUUCCUCUUCAUCUCUCAUUGUGACAUCGGCGCGACAUCGGUAGCCCGGAUUAGAUGGUUUAGGCACUUCCUCUCCUAUGCUUACCUACUGAGAGGCAUUUUUCCAUCUUUUCAAGUUCGCGUCGUUUGACCCGCGUCGUGGUCAUUCGAGUGUCAUCAUGGCAAAACUCGUAGACGAUCACCAAAUCAAAUAUGCGUCGCUUCACAAUCCCCUACCCACCCAGCUACACACCUACGUUUGGCCUUUCUUGAUUAUAUGGCCGGCGUUCUUUGCCUUCUACCUGUCUCCUGAGCGCUACGAUACUUACAUCCAAGGCCAGGAAUGGACUUUUGUCUGGACUGGCUCCAUCAUCACGGUUCAAUCGCUUCUCUGGCUGAUGACCAAAUGGAAUAUCAACAUUCAGACCCUGUUCACCGCUACCAAGGCUAGGUCGGUCGAUUCUGCCCGCCUUAUCAAGGUCAUUCCGGCCGCAAACGCCGGCUCCGCUGAAAUCUGUCCGUUGGUCGUUGAUACCCGUGGUGGAAAGAAGACAAUUUCGUUUUUGUUCCAGAAGCGCCGUUUCCUCUUCAACCCCGAGACUCGGUCCUUCGCUCCUCUGUCGUACGUCCUUGAUGCAGAGCCCAAGCCUGCGCUCAAGUUCUUUCAGAAGAGCCAAGGUCUUGCCACUAAGGAAGAAAUCGACCGCGUUCGGCAUCACUAUGGAGACAACACAUUCGACAUCCCAGUCCCCGGUUUCGUUGAGCUCUGGAAGGAGCACGCGGUUGCGCCUUUCUUCGUUUUCCAAAUCUUUUGUGUCGGAUUGUGGAUGUUGGAUGAAUACUGGUACUACUCCCUGUUCACUCUCUUCAUGCUUGUCAUGUUUGAGAGCACGGUGGUGUGGCAACGGCAGAGGACUCUCAGCGAGUUUCGGGGUAUGAGCAUCAAGCCUUAUGACGUUUGGGUUUAUCGCGAAAAGAAAUGGCAGAAGGUCACCAGCGACAAGCUCCUGCCCGGUGAUCUCAUGUCUGUCAACCGCACCAAGGAAGAUGGCGGUGUUGCCUGCGACAUUCUCUUGAUUGAGGGCAGCGCCAUUGUCAAUGAGGCGAUGCUUUCCGGAGAGAGCACACCUCUCCUGAAGGAGUCGGUUCAACUUCGACCCGGAGACGACUUGAUUGAGCCUGAUGGACUGGAUAAGAAUGCAUUCGUUCACGGAGGUACCAAGGUCCUGCAAAUCACCCAUGCAAACACCGCACCUGAAGAUCUCGUCUUCAAGAAUGACUCGAGCAUUCUUCCCACUCCCGAUGCUGGUGCGCUGGGUGUCGUUGUCAAGACAGGUUUCGAGACCAGCCAGGGCAGUCUCGUGCGCACAAUGAUCUACUCCACCGAACGUGUUUCUGCCAAUAACGCUGAAGCCCUGCUUUUCAUUCUCUUCCUUCUUAUUUUCGCCAUUGCCGCUUCUUGGUAUGUUUGGCAAGAGGGUGUUUCGCAGGAUCGCAAGCGGUCAAAGCUCCUUCUGGACUGUGUCUUGAUCAUCACCAGUGUUGUCCCUCCCGAGCUCCCCAUGGAGCUCAGCCUUGCUGUCAAUACCAGUCUGGCUGCCUUGAGCAAGUUCGCCAUCUUCUGCACGGAACCCUUCCGCAUUCCUUUCGCCGGACGCGUGGAUGUUGCCUGUUUCGACAAGACCGGUACACUCACUGGCGAAGAUCUGGUCGUUGACGGCGUCGCCGGUCUUACCCUGGGUCAGGCCGGUGCUAAGGUUGAAUCGGACGGCGCGCACACCGAGCUGGCCAAAGGCGGUAACAUUGGACUCGACACUACGCUGGUUCUUGCAAGUGCUCACGCCUUGGUCAAGUUGGAUGAGGGCGAAGUGGUUGGUGACCCCAUGGAGAAGGCUACUCUGAAAUGGCUCGGCUGGACCCUCGGCAAAAAUGACAUCCUGACUGGGAAAGCUACGCCUGCCACUGGUUCCAUCGUUCCCGAAUCCGUUCAAGUCGUGAGACGGUUCCAGUUCUCGUCCGCCCUCAAACGUCAGAGCACCAUUGCCACUGUUGUCCUUAAUGAUCACAAGGCACACAAGAAGGUCAGGUCCACUUUCGUCGGUGUGAAAGGUGCUCCCGAGACUAUCCGUACCAUGCUAGUUGAUACUCCACCGGGAUACGAAGAGACUUACAAGUACUUCACUCGUAACGGUGCUCGUGUUCUUGCUCUCGCUUAUAAGUAUCUCUCCCAUGAGUCAGAAUUCUCUCGCGGUCGCAUCAACAACUACACCCGUGAGGAUGUCGAAUCUGAUUUGACCUUUGCCGGUUUCCUUGUCUUGCAGUGCCCUUUGAAGGACGAUGCCAUUAAGGCCGUCCGCAUGCUCAACGAGAGCAGCCAUCGUGUUGUCAUGAUUACCGGUGACAACCCGUUGACUGCUGUCCAUGUUGCCCGUCAAGUUGAGAUUGUUGACCGUGAGGUCCUGAUCCUUGAUGCCCCUGAGAAUGACAGGUCCGGGACGAGACUGGUCUGGCGGAGCAUCGACGACAAAGUCAACAUUGAUGUCGAUCCUACCCAAGCUCUUGACCGUCGCAUCUUGGAUACUAAGGACAUUUGUGUCACCGGUUACGCUUUGGCUAAGUUCAAGGGACAGAAGGCUCUACCCGAUCUUCUCCGUCACACUUGGGUUUAUGCUCGCGUCUCUCCCAAGCAGAAGGAAGAUAUUCUUCUGGGCCUCAAGGAUGCCGGUUACACGACCCUGAUGUGUGGCGAUGGUACCAACGACGUGGGUGCUUUGAAGCAAGCUCAUGUCGGCGUUGCCCUUCUCAAUGGUUCCCCUGAGGAUCUUCAGAGGAUUGCCGACCAUUACCGUACAACGAAGAUGAAGGAAAUCUACGAGAAGCAGGUUGGUAUGAUGCAACGUUUCAACCAGCCUGCCCCGCCUGUUCCUCUUCAAAUCGCACACUUGUACCCCCCUGGCCCCAGUAACCCCCACUACCAGAAGGCUAUGGAUCGCGAAGCGCAGCGCAAGGGCGCCUCCAAUCCAGGCGCGCAGAACCAGGCAGAAGCAAUUCCGACUAUUACCUCGCCUGGCGCACAGGCUCUACAGCAGUCCAAUACCAACAUGACCCCCGAACAACAGCACCGACAACAAGCGGCAGUUAGCGCCGCUGGAUUCGCUGACAAGCUUACUACGUCCAUGAUGGAGCAGGAGCUUGAUGACAGCGAGCCUCCGACCCUCAAGCUUGGAGAUGCCUCGGUUGCUGCUCCUUUCACCAGUAAGCUUGCCAACGUUAUCGCCAUCCCCAACAUCCUUCGUCAGGGACGCUGCACCCUCGUAGCAACCAUCCAGAUGUACAAGAUUCUCGCCUUGAACUGCUUGAUCAGUGCGUACAGUCUGAGUGUUAUUUACUUGGAUGGUAUCAAGUUUGGUGAUGGUCAGGUUACUAUCAGCGGUAUGCUGAUGAGUGUCUGCUUCCUCUCCAUCUCUCGCGCGAAGUCUGUAGAAGGUCUGUCCAAGGAACGGCCGCAGCCGAACAUCUUCAACGUUUACAUCAUCGGGUCUGUGCUUGGUCAGUUUGCCAUUCACAUUGUAACCUUGAUCUAUCUGUCAAACUAUGUUUACUCGAUCGAACCGAGACAAUCCGAUAUCGAUCUUGAGGGAGAUUUCGAGCCGUCGCUUCUCAAUAGCGCCAUUUACCUGCUCCAGCUUAUCCAGCAGAUUUCGACCUUCUCUAUCAACUACCAGGGCCGUCCCUUCAGAGAGUCGAUCCGUGAGAAUAAGGCGAUGUACUGGGGUCUGGUGGCAGCAUCCGGCGUCGCCUUCUCUUGCGCAACCGAGUUCGUUCCCGAAUUGAACGAGAAGUUGCGCCUUGUUCCCUUCAGCACCGAAUUCAAGGCUACCCUCACUGUCUUGAUGGUCUUCGACUAUGCUGGAUGCUGGAUCAUUGAGAAUGUGCUCAAGAGACUGUUCAGCGACUUCCGGCCGAAAGAUAUCGCUAUCCGCCGGCCGGAUCAACUCCAGCGGGAGGUGGAGCGCAAGCGCCAGGAAGCGCUGGAACAGCAGACGGAAACGAAGGUGUAAGAGGUUUUGAGACGAUUUAGGAUGUUGGGUACAUUAGAGAGACCUCUUCUAUCAUGUCCUGUCUAGAUAUAUACUUUGUUGUAGUGAGAGAGGCCUGGUUAUGACUUCGGCCUUGUGGAAGUAUGUUCAUAGAACGAAUGCAG